AAUAAGAAACAAAGGAAGAAGGUUCUUUCUGCCUCCUCCAGUUACAAACUCAAAAAUCAAAAUCGAAACCAGAGCACAAAAGAUUCCCAUUCCACUACAAAGCGCAAUCUAUUCGCCGGCGGAAGAUGACAUCAUCACUGCCGGCGACUCAUUCAUCAGCAGAUCUCCACAAUUCAUUUCCGUUCCCGUCAAAACCACUACCACCAUCAUCAUCAUAUGCUGGUGACGGUGAUGGGGAUAAGACGACUGACGCUCCGUUGCUUUCUAGGGAUUUGCUUAACAACAAUGGUGCUAAUGGCGGAACUAAUAAACAGCAACCGCGCCGCCGGGCCUCUGCCAGCAGGAAGCCAGAUAAGCAGCCUCAGAGGCAGCUGUCUUUGGGCCGAGAUAUCGGGCAUGCCGCAAGCGAAACUUACUUGCUCACUCGCCUCACCAUCAAGCUUCUUAGAUAUCUCGGGGUAGGUUAUCGGUGGAUCACAAGACUAGCUGCCCUUGCACUCUAUGCGCUUUUACUUAUGCCUGGGUUUCUUCAAGUUGCAUAUUAUUAUUUCUUCUCAAGCCAGGUGCGGCGUAGUAUUAUUUAUGGAGAUCAACCAAGAAACAGGUUGGAUCUAUAUUUACCAGAAAAUAUAGAUGGGCCAAAACCAGUUGUUGCUUUUGUAACUGGUGGUGCCUGGAUUAUUGGGUAUAAAGCAUGGGGUUCUCUUCUAGGCAAACAGUUGGCAGAAAGAGACAUCAUAGUCGCAUGUAUUGAUUACCGAAAUUUCCCUCAGGGAACCAUCAAUGAUAUGGUAACAGAUGCUUGUCAGGGGAUUUCAUUUAUCUGCAACAACAUCUCAGAAUAUGGAGGUGACCCUAACAGGAUUUACCUUAUGGGACAGUCAGCCGGUGCACAUAUUUCUGCCUGCGCUCUUGUGGAGCAAGCAAUCAGAGAAGCUAAGGGAGAAGAGAGUAUCUCCUGGAGUGUUUCCCAGAUAAAGGCAUAUUUUGGUUUAUCUGGAGGGUACAAUUUAUUGAAGUUAGUUGAUCACUUCAAUAAUCGGGGCCUUUACCGCUCUCUUUUCUUGAGCAUAAUGGAAGGGGAAGAAUCCUUGCACAAAUUUUCUCCUGAAGUUAGAAUAAAGGACCCAACCAUUAGACAUGCUGUUCCACUCCUGCCUCCAAUUACCCUUUUUCAUGGAACUGCAGAUUGUUCUAUACCAUCAACUUCCAGUAAAACUUUUGUAGAUACACUUAAAAGGUUAGGAGCUCGGGCUGAUCUAAUUUUGUACGAGGGAAAAACUCAUACAGACUUGUUUCUGCAAGAUCCUUUAAGAGGUGGCAAAGAUGAGCUGUUCGAUCACCUGGUCGCAGUAAUACAUGCCGGUGAUAAGGAAGCGCUUGCCAAGGAUGCUAAUCCACCUCAAAGAAGACGCCUCGUGCCGGAGGUGUUAUUAAGGUUCGCUGGUCAUAUUAGCCCUUUUUAGUAGUUAAAUGUUUGACACUUAAAGUUGUUUUACAUGUGCCAUUCUUUUAUAGGAACUACACUUGUACUAGUUGAGAUGUUGUAGAAGGAACUGUUUAAUACUAUAUAGGUCUUCUUUUUUCAAUAACAACUGAUGCUAGUCCUGUUUACCUGAAA
This is a messenger RNA of Jatropha curcas, 1621 nucleotides long. Its product is annotated as isoprenylcysteine alpha-carbonyl methylesterase ICME. Lineage: Eukaryota; Viridiplantae; Streptophyta; Magnoliopsida; Malpighiales; Euphorbiaceae. The record is from RefSeq and is a predicted model, not a curated record.